AUGGAAGAGGCUGUCCUCUUCAAUCAAACAACUUUAGUGAUGUAUUUUCGGCUUAGAGAUUUAUCUGCAAAUCAGAAUGUGCAGAUGGCUUCAUUUGCCAUGUUCCUCAUUUUCUAUGUCCUGACACUGAUUGGCAACAUCCUCAUUGUCAUAACUAUUAUCUAUGACCGUCGACUCCAUACUCCCAUGUAUUUCUUUCUCAGCAACCUAUCCUUUAUUGAUGUCUGCCAUUCCACCGUCACUGUCCCCAAGAUGCUGAUAGAUACCUGGUCAGAGGAGAAGCUCAUCUUCUUUGAUGCCUGUGUAACUCAGAUGUUCUUCCUGCACCUCUUUGCCUGCACAGAGAUCUUUCUCCUCACUGUCAUGGCCUAUGAUCGAUAUGUGGCCAUUUGCAACCCUCUGAAGUACAUGGCAGUGAUGAACUGGAAAGUAUGUGUGCUGCUGGCUGUGGCCCUCUGGACAGGAGGGACCAUCCACUCCAUAGCCCUGACCUCCCUCACCAUCAAGCUGCCCUACUGUGGUCCUGAUGAGAUUGACAACUUCUUCUGUGAUGUACCUCAGGUGAUCAAACUGGCCUGCACCGAUACCUACAUCAUCGAGAUCCUCAUCAUCUCCAACAGUGGGCUGAUCUCUGUGGUCUGUUUUGUGGUCCUCGUGGUGUCCUAUGCAGUCAUCCUGGUGAGUCUGAGGCAGCAGAUCUCAGAAGGCAGGCGCAAGGCCCUGUCCACCUGUGCAGCCCACCUCACCGUAGUCACACUGUUUCUGGGACAUUGCAUCUUCAUCUAUUCCCGUCCGUCCACCAGCCUCCCAGAGGACAAGGUGGUAUCGGUGUUUUUCACCGCUGUCACACCCCUGCUGAACCCCAUCAUCUACACCCUUAGGAAUGAAGACAUGAAGAAUGCCUUGAAUAAGUUAAUGGGGAAGAUAGAGGGGAGAGAAAAAAAUGACAAUAACUAA
Molecule: messenger RNA, 957 nt
Organism: Sus scrofa (pig)
Lineage: Eukaryota; Metazoa; Chordata; Mammalia; Artiodactyla; Suidae
Gene: OR4E1
Product: olfactory receptor family 4 subfamily E member 1
Biological process (GO): G protein-coupled receptor signaling pathway
Cellular component (GO): membrane
Molecular function (GO): olfactory receptor activity; G protein-coupled receptor activity
Source: RefSeq, a predicted model, not a curated record